Heterobilharzia americana is the source of this 2967-nucleotide messenger RNA. Lineage: Eukaryota; Metazoa; Platyhelminthes; Trematoda; Strigeidida; Schistosomatidae. The record is from the annotation of a GenBank genome assembly.
AUGCCCAGCGAAGGUGAUGAGUAUUUGCGAAACGGUGAAAACCGUAUAUCCAGUCCCGUUUAUGAAGAAAAGAAAAGCAAACUACAUUGUGAAAGUCCUGACCUAAAUGGUCAAUCAACAAGAGUCUUAAAUGAAGGAGAUUCAGAUGAAAAUCCACCUCCUGUGGUUAUACUACCCAAAGAAUUGAACAAAAUUGCAUCGUUUUCAGCUCUUGUUCCAUCACUUAAACCAUCAUGUGUAUACAGGCAGUUGGAUGAUCAAAUUUCAUCAGAAUCGAACGUCCCCAGUGUAGUCAAGCGCUACUUUGAUGAGUUCGGCUUUCGAAUAGACGAUUUAGAAGGAAGCCCUCCAUGCCCAUUCAUUGAAUCCUCCGCUAAUCGACGUGCUUGGCUAACCUGCUUAGAAUUCUCACAUACCCACACAUUGGGUGUGUCAAAUCUAGAUGAACAUGAUACCAGAUAUAGUUCAGUUGGAUCGACUGUAGAUGAAGACGAAGAUCAGUUGUGGUCCAGAGUACAUUCACGUUUAGUUCAAUCACCGAGAUUAUCAGAACUUGUUAGAGGACAGGCUUCAGACGUAGAAGCCCUGGCUAAACCUGAUGAACAGCUUGGUAUCCCACAUUCUCUUCGACCUCAUAUAUGGCCUAGACUUACCGGAGCUUUACUAAAAUCAAAACAGUCCAAACAACGUGUCCCUUCUGUCACAUACACAGAACUAGUUCAACUCAGCUCUACGGAUACACUUUUGGCUGGGAUUCAAAUUGAAAAGGAUCUUUUCCGUACAAUGCCGAACAACCUGUGUUUUCAUUCUUCCAACUCCACUGGUAUUUCACGACUGCGUCGAGUUUUACGUGCUUUGGCUUGGCUCUAUGUAGAUGUUGGUUAUUGUCAAGGUAUGGGAUUGAUAGCCGCCAAUCUGCUUUUAUGCUUAGAAGAAGAAACAGCAUUUUGGAUGAUGUGCAGUAUUAUUGAAGACCUCUUACCCCCAUCAUAUUUCUCAUCUGUCAGUUUAUUGGGUGUGCAAGCUGACCAGCUUGUAUUGAAUCACUUACUUCCAUUCUACCUACCAGAAUUAGAUGCAUUAUUAAAAGAAUAUGAAAUAAGUCUACCUCUUAUCACACUCCAAUGGUUUCUUACACUUUUUUCAAGUGUAUGUCCUACUGCCUUAACAUUUCGAAUAUGGGACUUAUUAUUUUAUGAUGGUUCAAUUGUUCUAUUUCGUAUCGCCCUAGCACUUCUAGCCCAUAAAAAUAAUGAAAUUUUAAGCUUGGAUAAUUCAUCCCAAAUCUUCCAUUGUCUUUCGAAUGCACCAGGAUCAGUAACUGAUAUAAAUGAAUUGAUCAAAAUCGCUUACAGUUUGGAUGAAGAGCACUUGGAGCCAUCAAACAUAAGUAGUCUCAGGCGUCAUUAUUUAGCCCAGCUUAUGGUUGAUGAAGGCACUGUCUUGAAACCAGAUUCCCGUCCAAAUUUGCCCAAACAGUAUUUAGCUAAGCGACAAUUUCAACGACCUAAAUCCCUGUUCGCCACAUUGUUUGCAUCUGUAGCAUCGAAUGCGCAAUUAUAUCGCCGAAUAACUGGUAUGGCGGUACCAUUUCAAUAUCCCAUUGCUUAUCAUGAGAUAUCAUCUUCGUCGUCAUCAUCGGCGCGUUGUAAACCUACUUAUGUGAAUGUUAGCUUACAUGAAGGCAGCUUAGAAGCAGAUGAUCCGAAACUGAAAAAUGUACACCAAACAGAAAUACUUGUAGAAUUAAAACAUUCUAUUCAGUUGAUUGUACGCCAUUUCCGAACAAAUGACCCAGAACAACAUGGCAACGCUACUGCACAUGCUGAUUAUUCAAUGGAAAGUCACAAAUUAGACCUCGAUUCCUAUGUACAGGUUGUACAACAUCGUCGACGACGUGCUAAGGCGCUGAUUGAUUUUGAACGUUUUGAGAUCGAUGAACUGGAGUUUCACAAAAAUGAUAUAUUGACCAUAAUUAAUUCAAAUGAUGAACAUUGUUGGAUUGGUGAGUUGAAUAAUCAGCGUGGUUGGUUUCCUGCUAAAUUCGUUGAAUUGUUAGAUGAACGUGGAAAAAAUUAUUCAUCCGCUGGUGAUGAUGGUGUAGAUAAGUCGAUUGUUGGUCUUGUACGUGGCAGUCUUUGUCAUUCUCUUGGAGCUGUAUUUUCUCAUGGAUUAAAGCGACCACGUUUGCUUGGAGAUGCUGGUUGUCAUCCAUGGCAUUUUAUUGAAGAAGCUGCAGCUAAAGAAGUGGAAAGAGACUUUUCUUCUGUGUAUUCACGUUUGGUAUUGUGUAAAACCUUUCGACUAGAUGAAGAAGGGAAAGUACUUAGUCCAGAAGAAGUGUUAUACAGAACUAUUCACAGCAUAAAUAUGUCUCACGAUCUGGCCAAUGCUCAUAUGGAUAUCAAAUUUCGUUCACUCAUUUGUUGUGGCUUAAAUGAGCAACUAUUACACUUAUGGUUCGAAAUUUUAUGUUCAUCUGUAAAAGUAGUCAGCAAAUGGUAUCAUCCUUGGUCAUAUUUACGCAGUCCUGGAUGGGUACAAAUUAAAUGCGAACUACGCGUACUUAGCCAGUUUGCUUUCCACUUAUCACCAACAUACGAACUAAACAAUCGACAAAAUAUGCUUAAUAUUCAACAAAAUGGCAUUACUGGGCCUAAUUCAUUUGUCUCAUCUUCAGACAUCCUAACUCGUCGGAUAAAUAAGUCUAGCUCAAAGUUAUUAUCUAUAAUGGGUAAUCUGUCAGAAUUACACAAGGUGAAACCCUUACAACGGUUAAUGACCGCCUCGUCCGUAGUUGAUCCAAUGAAUGACCCACCUAGUUUAUCACUGUCGUCAACUCUCAUAGCGAAUGAUGAAAACUCAAAUGAAACAACAGCAAUGGACAAUAACGUGGCCAGUGCUACUGGAACAGGAGCUACUGGAGAUAUGUUAGUCAAGUAUCAUCUGUUCAGCUGGGAAAUGUAA